Messenger RNA from Echinococcus granulosus, 339 nucleotides. RefSeq lists its product as hypothetical. The transcript is spliced from 2 exons. NCBI's taxonomy places the organism in Eukaryota, Metazoa, Platyhelminthes, Cestoda, Cyclophyllidea, Taeniidae. The coding region runs from base 1 to 339 and encodes 112 amino acids. The record is from RefSeq and is a predicted model, not a curated record.
AUGAGUUGGAAAGGGCAGUGGAAUCGCCUGACCAAACUCGCUCUUCAUUGGGAAGCAGAGUAUGUUAGGGAGUCCAUUUAUGACCCUGGAACAGGUGAAAUUGUGCGGUUCGCGCUAAUAAAACCUGAACGUGGUGGCGUUUCCGGCUCCAGUAGCAGACGAGACAUUUGUGAAAACGCUUCCUCCUCCUCCUCCUCCUCCUCUAAUGAUGGAGUCUCAGCUAAAUUUCUGUCACCUACUCCUACUCAUCCUUUUUCUUUACCUUUUUCCCUCGAAGUUCUCCAAAUCUGUGGCUGUCGCGGUGACAUGAACGACUACCAUCAGCUUGGAAUUGACUGA